AAGGUUCGUGAUCUCCUUCCUCUCUACCAAGUUUACGCUUUUCUUCAAAGGAGAUCAAGAACAAUGAGCCAGUACAAUCAACCUCCUGUCGGUGUUCCUCCUCCUCAAGGUUAUCCACCGGAGGGAUAUCCAAAAGAUGCUUAUCCACCACAAGGAUAUCCUCCUCAGGGAUAUCCUCAGCAAGGCUAUCCACCUCAGGGAUAUCCUCAACAAGGUUAUCCUCCUCCGUACGCGCCGCAAUAUCCUCCACCACCGCAGCAUCAGCAACAACAGAGCAGUCCUGGGUUUCUAGAAGGAUGUCUUGCUGCUCUGUGCUGUUGCUGUCUCUUGGAUGCUUGCUUCUGAUUGGAGUCUCUCUCUCUCUGCAUAAAAGCUUCGGGAUUUAUUUCUAAGAGGGUUUUGGUUAAACAAAAACCUUAAUUGAUUUGUGGGCAUUAAAAAUGAUUCUCUCUCGUUUUAUGCUGUUCUUCGGUUCACAACAUUAUCUAUUGUCUGUCGACGUUCUGGCUUAGUUUGGAUUUGAUUAUGGGAAUGUAAAUUGGUGGGGAUACACUAUUCUAUGCCGUAGUUUAUUGCUUU
Molecule: messenger RNA, 579 nt
Organism: Arabidopsis arenosa
Lineage: Eukaryota; Viridiplantae; Streptophyta; Magnoliopsida; Brassicales; Brassicaceae
Source: the annotation of a GenBank genome assembly